AUGGCGAACGAUGAAUAUGAUUUCCUCUUCAAAGUCGUCCUAAUUGGAGACUCCGGCGUCGGAAAGUCCAAUCUACUGAGCCGCUUCACGCGCAACGAGUUCAACCUCGACUCCAAGUCGACCAUCGGCGUCGAAUUCGCCACACGCUCCAUCCAGGUCGACGCCAAGACCAUCAAAGCGCAGAUCUGGGACACGGCGGGGCAGGAGCGCUACCGGGCCAUCACGUCGGCGUACUACCGCGGCGCCGUGGGCGCGCUCCUCGUCUACGACAUCAGCAAGCACCAGACGUAUGAGAAUGUCACGCGGUGGCUGAAGGAGCUGAGAGACCAUGCGGACUCGAAUAUUGUGAUUAUGCUUGUGGGGAACAAGAGCGAUUUGAGGCAUCUGAGGGCGGUGCCGACGGAGGAGGCGAAGCAGUUUGCUAGCGAGAACAACCUGUCGUUCAUCGAGACCUCUGCUCUGGACGCCAGCAACGUAGAGCUAGCGUUCCAGAACAUCCUGACUGAGAUCUACCGGAUUGUCUCCAGCAAAGCCCUUGAUCAAGGCGAAGCCUCCCAAGCGCCGAUCGGCACACGCCAAACGCUCCAGAUCAGCCAAUCGAGCGACACCGAGGCGAAGAAGAGCGGGUGCUGUUAG
Molecule: messenger RNA, 636 nt
Organism: Coniosporium apollinis CBS 100218
Lineage: Eukaryota; Fungi; Ascomycota; Dothideomycetes
Product: Ras-like protein Rab-11A
Exons: 5
Coding region: 1-636 (211 amino acids)
Biological process (GO): exocytosis
Cellular component (GO): recycling endosome
Molecular function (GO): GTPase activity; GTP binding
Source: RefSeq, a predicted model, not a curated record